Messenger RNA from Diaporthe batatas, 2330 nucleotides. Its product is annotated as ribosomal 60S subunit protein L5. The transcript is spliced from 4 exons. Bases 148 to 1053 code for a protein of 301 amino acids. Gene Ontology annotation, molecular function: structural constituent of ribosome; 5S rRNA binding. Lineage: Eukaryota; Fungi; Ascomycota; Sordariomycetes; Diaporthales; Diaporthaceae. Gene Ontology annotation, cellular component: cytosolic large ribosomal subunit; ribosome. Gene Ontology annotation, biological process: translation; ribosomal large subunit assembly. The record is from RefSeq and is a predicted model, not a curated record.
CCAAUAGCGUCACAUAGGGUUUCCCCUCCACAAACCACACGGCAAAAAGGUUUGCGAUUUCUCAACCCGCCCUGCUGAACCCCCGUUCCUGACUUCGACAAUCAACCAACGACCUUGUGGACAUUCAGCCCCAAACAGUCGGUCAAGAUGCCUUUCCACAAGCUUGUGAAGAGCAGCGCGUACUACAGUCGCUUCCAGACCAAGUACAAGCGCAGAAGGUCCGGAAAGACCGACUACUAUGCCCGCAAGCGUCUGAUCACCCAGGCCAAGAACAAGUACAAUGCUCCCAAGUACCGCCUGGUGGUCCGCUUCACCAACCGGGACAUCAUCCUGCAGAUCGUCUCCUCCGAGAUCAGCGGUGACAAGGUCUUCGUCUCUGCCUACGCCCACGAGCUGCGCGCCUACGGCAUCGAGCACGGUCUGACCAACUGGGCUGCUGCCUACGCCACCGGUCUCCUGAUCGCCCGCCGUGCCCUCAAGAAGCUCGGCAUGGACGAGACCUUCACCGGUGUCGAGGAGGCUGACGGCGAGUACACCCUGACCGAGGCCGCCGAGACCGACGAUGGUGAGCGCCGCCCCUUCAAGGCCAACCUCGACGUCGGUCUGGCCCGCACCUCGACCGGUGCCCGUGUCUUCGGUGCCCUCAAGGGUGCCUCUGACGGUGGCAUCUUCGUCCCCCACUCCGAGAACCGUUUCCCCGGUUACGACAUGGAGACCAAGGAGCUCGACGCCGACACCCUCCGCAAGUACAUCUACGGUGGCCACGUCGCCGAGUACAUGGAGACCCUCGCCGACGAUGACGAGGAGCGCUACAAGAGCCAGUUCCAGAAGUACAUCGACGACGAUGUCGAGGCCGAUGGCGUUGAGGACCUGUACACCGAGGCCCACAAGGCCAUCCGUGAGGACCCCUUCAAGAAGUACGAGAGCGACGCUCCCAAGAAGACCAAGGAGGAGUGGAAGGCCGAGUCCAAGAAGUACCGCAGCAAGAAGCUGAGCUACGAGGAGAAGAAGCAGCGUGUCCAGGCCAAGAUCGCUGAGCUCCGCUCCGAGUAAGCGGUCCUUUAGCCUUUCGAUACCCAACAAAACCACUACUCGCGUAUGACUUUGUCUCGGAGAGCAGGGGAAAUCGACCUGAAAAGAAAAAGGGUCUGGAUGGAAUACCGGCGUUGCGUCAAUGGGAAAGGUUGUCUUCAAGGGUUCGGGUCUAAGGAAAACCAAUGAAAAGUUCUAGCCACCCUUGAAUUGGGCCUCCUCCAGCUCAUUCAUUCACACUGUCCGGCUCUCUUGACCCAUCGCAAGUGACAUGCAAAAAUUCUUUCUACAACACAUGUGCCACGGCAGUUCUUGUCGGCAGGCGACGGCGUUUGAGCCUUCCAAUUCUCGUCGAUGUCGUACUGUGACAGACUAGGUGCAGGGCACACGGGGACAAGCAGGUGGUUGAUGGCAUGCGGCCUGCAGUAGCGCGUAAGGGCUCUGCAGCGCAGUGCUACAAUGCCAUGUCGAAGUCAUGCCUCGCACCCUCCGCCGGCCUGCCGGCCUGGCGGCCUGGCGGGACAGCAAGGAACACCGCGUGUCCCACGGCUUGGCUGCCUCCUGUCACCUCACGAACCAAACCCGCGCGGCGUAAGUGGUCCGGAUCUGGGUUCUUGUGGCCUGCACCCCUGAGCCCUUCGUGCUGCUCCCAAGGCAUCCGUGACACCUGCUGCAUUGACAACAAAGGGCGAAUCACUGGCCCAUCUGACUCGGGCCAAGUCCUCCGCAGCACAAGGUUUAGUUUUAUUUUUUAUUUUUAUUUUUAUCUUCUUGUAGGGGAUGCGGACAGGGUGGGCAAGGGACGGGACAGAGACGAGCAGACAGGCAAGCAGAUACACUAGCUGGAGCGAACGGGCCGGGGGAAUAAUUAGAACAGGAAGGCUACGGAGCCCCGAUGGAUCCGAUGGGUCCGAUGGGGGAGAGGCCAUCUCUCGGGACGGCGAUGGGCUUGCAAAUUGGGUUGGGCUGGGGAGGGUCCUGUUUUGGAUGCUUGGACCCCCCGAAGAGCCGAGGAUAAUUCGCGAUCAUUUUUGUUUUGGUGAGAGCUGGUGGUUCUCUAGGUUCGGCGGAUGUUGCCGGUGGGUUUUCCGCCAGGACGGAAUUGAACUGCUGGCCGGCCGUGCGCGUGGAAAUAUGAUUUCGGAAUUCAGGAGCCAUGACCUGACUGACUGGCUUACCGACCUGGCUCUUGGUGAAUUUUGUACAGUGGUCCAGUGUUCAAAGCAGCGGUGGGCGCGCGGCUAGGGCGCCAUACUGUCAAGAACCCGCACUAGCAGCGGCAGAGGAGGACCUGUCGG